AUGAAUCACUAUCGAGCUGCAGCUGAAACUGCUCAAAGUGAACUCGCAGCACUUUCAGUGAAGUAUGACUGUGCCCAGUCAGAGCUGCUUAAACUCAGGUCGAGCAUGAUCUCUAAAGAAGCUUCUUUUCAAGAGCUGAAGGCUGAAGCUGAAAGCUAUAAGGAAAACAAUGCUAGACUGAUGUCUCGCCUCCUGUCUUUGCAAACGCGAAUCCAGGAGAUGGAAAAAGAGCUGUGUGUGCUUGCUGCUUCUAAAAACCAGGCUGAGCUGACAGCUCAGGUGGCAUAUAAGGAAAAUUUGGAGCUGAAGGAGGAGCUUCAUGAGAAAAGUGCCAGACUUAAUAAAUAUUUGAGUGAAUGCGAAGAAAACAUGACUCAAGCUUCUAAAAUCAGCAAAAACUAUGAAGAGCUCCUUACAUGUCUUUCUGGAUUCUUGGACAUAGACAUCAGAGAAAAAGAGAAACCACAAGAACAUUUAACAUCAAAGGUCUCUGAAAUACGCAAAGAAAAUGUGACACUAAAAGACGAGGUUGCUGCUCUUCAAGAAGCUGUGAAAGUCCAUGAGAUGGAGUCUAAAGCUAACAGAGAAACUAUCAUGAGACUAGUUUCAGAAGUGGCCAAGGAGCAGAAAAAGGCAGCAGGAUAUUACCAAGACAUGGAUAAACUUAGUAAGGAUCUUGGCAGUGCUAUAAUAAAGAAGCAGAGUUUAGAGAUGGAGAUCAGAAACCUCCAAGAGAAACUGACUGUUAACCAGAAAGCUUUGGACACCUCAAAGCAGGAGCUGCACAAUCUGAAGAAAUCUUCCAGCGAGUUAGAUGCAAACUUUAAGAGUAGCAGAGAAGAGGCCAGGACUGCUCAGAGCUCUUUAGAGGCUUUUAAAGAAGAAAUUGCUACCCUGCUCAGCUGUGGAUCUGCAAUAGUUAAACCUUCUGAGAAGGCCAUUUUGGAGAGGAUCCAAGAAAUAAAUUGUGAAGAGGAGAAUAAAGAAAUAAUGGUAUCUCAGCUUGAAACACAAUUAGCUAAAUCGACUAAAGCUUUGGAAAAUCAGACCAGAUUGUACCAUGAAGCCCUAGAGAGGAACAGGAAAGCUGAAAAAUGUUCUGAGAAUUUCCGCGAUCAAGUGAAACACUUGGAAGAGGAAUUAUUAACUAGAGACCUGAUGCAAGAUGGUUUGAAGCUUGAGAAACAAAAAUAUCUGAAAUUUCUGGAGCAACUUAAUGAGAAGAUGAAGCUGGAUAGUCUAGCAGCAGAAGUUGGAUUUGAUAUGACUAUGGAUAUGAUUCUGGCCCGGGUAGAGCAGUUGGUAAAACUGGAAGGGGAUGCGGUAGUUGAGAACAAGACUGUGGCAUACAGCCUCAGAAGGAAGUUGAAGGCUCAGAAAGAAAAGCUUGAAAGCAGAGAGCUGCACAUGAACCUUCUGCGGCAGAAAAUAACCCAGCUGGAGGAAGAGAAGCAAGUAAGGACUGCCUUAGCUGUGGAAAGGGAUGAGGCCAAUCUCGCUGUCAGAAAGUUACAUAAGAUGAUAGAGAGGCUACAGAAGCAGCUUGAUCUGGCAAGGAAAACAAAUACUGAUCUCAAAGCCAAGUUGUCUGAAACCAGUGAACUUAAGAUCAAAACUUUGGAGCAGAACAGAACAAUAGAGGAACUCAGUAAAUCUCAAGACAAAUUGGAAAGAAUGAAAGAAAAAGCUGAGAAACAACUUAAAUCUGCUAAAUCGGAACUUCUUUUAAAGGAGCGUAAAGCUACUGAAGAUAAAGAGAAAAACAAAAAUAUGUUAGAAGCAGUUACCAGUGAGAUGAAGGUGCUUAAAACAACCCUUGCAGAACUAGCAAAAAGAGAGAGACAGCUGGCAGAUUUUCGAGAGGUGGUCUCGCGGAUGCUGGGCCUCAACAUUGCCAGCCUGGCUCUUCCUGACUAUGAAAUCAUUACACGCCUUGAAGGGCUGAUUCACUCCCAUCAGCACCACUUCUUCCCCUGUGUUUGCCUCAAAGAUGUGGCAAGAACCCCAGAGGAACAGUAAGGAAACAUCCAGCUUCUUCACUGGAACAAAGUAAAAUUUUCUGUUUGCUUCCUUACCUGCUGGACCUCCACAGAAAACAGAUCUCUAUUUCUGUUUCCUAUUCUAGAGACAGCAACCAGGGCCAAUUUUUUAGAACUUCAACAGAGAGACUGAUUGGAAUGGGUAGAGUCAAGCCAACAGCCUGGA
Vidua macroura (Pin-tailed whydah) is the source of this 2205-nucleotide messenger RNA. It is a transcript of the gene CCDC170, whose product is annotated as coiled-coil domain containing 170. The record is from RefSeq and is a predicted model, not a curated record. The transcript is spliced from 10 exons. The coding region runs from base 1 to 2019 and encodes 672 amino acids. Lineage: Eukaryota; Metazoa; Chordata; Aves; Passeriformes; Viduidae.